Messenger RNA from Saccoglossus kowalevskii, 1215 nucleotides. RefSeq names its product UDP-GalNAc:beta-1,3-N-acetylgalactosaminyltransferase 1-like. Gene Ontology annotation, molecular function: hexosyltransferase activity. The record is from RefSeq and is a predicted model, not a curated record. Lineage: Eukaryota; Metazoa; Hemichordata; Enteropneusta; Harrimaniidae. Gene Ontology annotation, biological process: protein O-linked glycosylation. Gene Ontology annotation, cellular component: Golgi membrane.
AUGGCAAAAAGGCGGCAUUUGAGAGGGAACAGGACUGCGGGAAAUUUAUUUCUUUCGGUGGUCCUGGUAACCUUCGUAGCAUGGUUUGGGUUUACCGUGUAUUAUAUUGACACUACACCGCCACCACAUCAGCAACGUGAUGAUCGCGACCAUCAUACAUUCGUCUUGUACUCUAGAGAUGUAAAUAAGACGACAGAGGCUUUGGAACACGACGCGCAAGCGAUAACAAGGCCCCAAGAAAAGCAGUCUGGAUACACAAUGAAGUUCUUACUAAAUAACAGAAAUCUUUGCAGAAAUCACGAUGGUUCGCAAAGCGACGUUGAGCUGCUGAUUGUCAUCUCGUCUCGCCAAAAGAAUGUUCUGAAUCGACGGUUCAUACGCCGCUAUUGGGCAAAUCUAAGGAAUUAUUCUAAAGUCCUCGCUCGGAAAGUGGUGACCGUGUUUUUGUUCGGGGUUACACCAGACUCUUACCGGAAGCUAUACAUAGAGAAUGACAAAUUUGGUGACGUUUUAAUGGCAGAUUUCUUGGACACGUAUAAUAAUUUGACGCUGAAAACAAUCAUGGGAAUUCAAUGGGCCACACAAUAUUGUCCGUCUGCUAGAUUUGUCAUGAAAUCAGACGAUGACGUAUUGAUACAACCUUUAAAUGCACUCAGACAUCUGCGCACGCAGUCAGAAAGCGACCUUAUGAUUGGCCGAUGUGGUAGAACGAGUCGGCCUGUCAGAGAAACGAAAAGUCCAAACUACGUCUCGUACGAAGAGUGGUCCGAUCAUACUUUCCCACCGUAUUGUUCAGGUAGUAGUUAUAUCAUGUCGUCCGACCUUGUUCGAAAGCUGUCUUCGCUUUCCAAAGUAGAAACAAGUUUCAAAUUUGAAGAUGUGUACAUAGGGAUUCUCCUCCAAAAACUCGGAAUUGACCCGUUAAACCACCCCGCAUUUGCACCAGAAUAUAUCAAUCUGAACUCUGCAUGCGAUAUUCGCCACCUGAUAGCUUCCCAUCAUGCCUGGACCCGGUAUAUGUACGACGGCAUUACAAACAUCGACUACACACUGUCCAGUAUCAAAGAACUAUGGGUCAAAUUAAUUCAGAUUCGUAAAGGUAAAAUCAGCUGUCCUCCAGACACAGAUGGAUUUGGUCACAAAAUUGAUGCAUCGUUCCAGUUCGAUGAAAUGCUGGAGGAAGAAUUUGGCUCUAAUUUAACAAAUAGUUUGUAG